AUGGUGCUCGUCGCCGCCGCCGCGGACGGCAGGGGGUCCGUCGCUCCAUGGGCGGGGGUUCCUCCGACGAGGAAGCCCGACGCGGGGGCUCCUAAACCCGUCAACUUUCCGGGCCAGAGGGGCACUGCUGCAUGGGGCAACAAAUCGGCGCUCCCAUCAUCAAAUGCAUGGGGUUCACCUUGGCUACCGGAUCACAAGAAUGAUGGAGCUUCUGCCCAACCUGGCCACAUGGAUGACCGUCCUUCUUCACGAGGAAGCUCGAUGUCAUCAUCAACAAUCGGAAGUGACUUCCUUGACUUACCAUCACACCAUUUGCCAACUGCUGCAAGUCGUCCUCUAAGCACAGAGGCAAGAUCAGGGAGCUUGCAACUUUCUGGUUUUCCAGAUUCUUACACCAAUGUUCUGAAAGCACCAUUCAGAAACGUUGGCAGACGGGCACCUACAUCACGGGGGAAAGGUUUCAGCCUAAGUCUGGAUGACUUCCCGGAACUUGGCUCCAAAAAUUCCGCGUCAAACAGUCAACAAGGACAAAAUUCAGGAAGGUGGCCAACUGUUGGUUCUGGUAUGGUGGUGACACAAGAUGAGCAAGGAAAGAACCUGAUAACUGGAACUGGUGAGGUAAUUUCGUCUUGGAGUUAUGAGCAUGAAAGUAGCUCAGGAAUGAACUACAUGUUCAAAGGUGGUGAUCCUAUUCCUGCUGCAAAGUUGACAAGGGGUGCUGAGCAGGCUCAACUGCAUGGUCCAAAAGGUCCUAAUAUAUGUAUGCCUCCUCCGUGGGUGGAUUACUGGCAUCCUCCUCCUGAUCAACCUCCUGAUGAAGAUGGAAUAUUGCACAGAGGAGAGGCACAGUAUGGUCCAUACAAGAAUGCAGACCCUAUUGGCUUCCCUGCUGAAUCGCUUGCUCAUUUUGGUCAGUCCACACUCAACAAGAAGGCGGCAGCAAGGCAGCAUAGUGGACAUGGUGGGCACUUUUCAGAUAACUGGGAUCCAUCUCAUCCUCACAUGCCUGCUGAUUGUUGUGCCAUAAAUCAACCUUGCCACGUUCUUCUGAAGGUCAAGAAUGGUUGUGCAGAUGUACUUGAGAUUGAGAAGCAACCUAUCAUCAAGAAGGAUCUGGCCCUCUUAGAGAAAAUAAAGUGUCUAAACAUCAAAGCUAGAAAUCUUCGUGCUCUUAACUUGGCCAAUACACGUUCAUCUCUACCCAAGGAAUCCAAGGUUGAACACCCAAAAAGCAUUAAUGUCGAGGCAGAUCACGCAGCAGAAUAUGUUCCCUUCAGUGCUGUCACCAGUGAGGUUGGUACUGCAUUUGACAAGCUUAAUUCUGUUUCUGAAAGGAGCAGUUCUGUGCCAACUAAACCAUCAAAUGUGCCUGCUAAGGGUGUAGUUGUUGUUGGUUUGUCAGAAGAACAAGUUACUGAAUAUAGUGAACCAGGAAAAGCUGGUAAAUCUGCUAAUUGCCAUCCAUAUGGAAGAGGUGAUAUCUCAGGAUAUGGGCUUGACUGUUCUGCUCAGGACAUACCUUCUAAUGGACAUGGAUGGGAGGAGUACUCGAUGGUUGACUCUUCACACGGAGUUGUUACGGCAGAUGCUCAACAGGACCAACUUUUUUCUGGGAACGCCUCACAGCAGGCACAUGUGACAGCUGCUGAUAAGGUGUCAAAUUGGCUCGAUUGUGAAUUUCAGCAUUCCAGAAUGAGAGAUUUGUCUUCUCAGGCUGCCAAACAACUACAUGAUGCAGAGAACUGGAUUAGUCAACAAAAAGCAAAUGCUAUUACAAAACUGGAAGAAUUGAGGAGGUAUCAGUCAAUACAGAGUCGCAAGUCCAAUGAUGCACCCCCAGAUGCAGAUAAUAUGUACUGCAAACAGAAAACACAAGGUGAUGGGACUACUAGUUCAACAGCAGGUACACAUUGUAUUGUCUCUGCUGAUGGUCUUAGUGUGCCUCAACCAGUAAAUGGAGUCAAGGUAACGGAAGUUUCUAUUGGUUCCAGCCCAGCGUCAAAUACUUCAGGUGUUAUUAAAGGUCCGUGGAUUUAUAAUGUCAUGUCUUCAGCCAAGAAAACAGAGGUUAACAUGAUAGAAUACAUUGCCAACGAAAGUACCCCACUUUCACAUGAUAACAGUACUCCAGAGCAUUUAUGGAUGGAGAAUAGGCGAAGGCAUUUUGAUUCACGUGAGAGAAAUAUGACCGAUAGCAAGACUCUUGCAGACACAAAGGGUGCUGAAGCUAAACCUCAUGAGGACCUCUUGACCAGGAACAAGAACAUCAGGAGGGAUUCUGAAGCAAUUAGGCCUGCAGCUACGCUUGUGUUUGGUAAUCAGAAGAGUUCUACAAAAGUCUCGAGUGUUCAUAAAACUGCGAUCAAUGGUUCUACAAUUCCUGCCAAGGUUACCUCUGUUACAGGUCUUAUUGUGGGUAGUAUAAUGAUUGAGGAUGUCUCACUUGCAUCGGUAAACCCAGAGUGGGCAGCAGCUGCUGUACAUGAUACAGCCACUAGCCUCUCAAGGCUGCAGCAGGUCAAGAAAUCAGAAAAGAAUCAGCAUGGUCUACAGCUUGCUGAGGAUUCAGUUUCGAAUGAUAGUGCCAUGUGCAAGACGAUUAAACAGACAGGCAGGAAAGAAGUGCACGCAGAAGGAUGUCCAAAUGGUAUGGCUGUUGCUGCUGCCACAGAACCAUCUGAAAGUCACAGUAUGGUUUUGGAGAAUGUGGCGCCAACGAAAAAGUGUGAAGUAGGAUGGUAUGCCCAGGAGCCUUUACAUGAAGAGCUGCAACAGCAGAAUGGGGUGCCAAUAUUACCAGGAGAGAACCAAACAUCUUAUGGUAAUAGGGCAAACUCCAAUUUGGAGACUAAGUAUCAUGAUAAAGAAGCACCUGCUAGUUCUACUGAAGUCAAAGUUGUAACUGAGCUCAACGACUGGCUGGAUAGGAAAACUACCUUGGAUUAUCAAGGGAGGCCUGGUGGUCCUUGGAAACAAAAGAGUGAUGGACUGGUUUCAAGGGUGCAAAAUGUUGCUGAACCGGCUGACUACUUCGAUGUGGCAAAUGUUGUACAGCAGUCUUCUGAUCAGUGGCAGCAAGGAGCGGAGCAAUUUGAGUCCAAGACCGAUGAUGGUACUGUGGACCAUUCAAAACAAACCCAAAUGGUCCCCUGGCCUGACAAUACUUGGGUAAAGCAUCGUGCAACUGACAAUCCAAGGCGCUACCAUGUUGAGGGCCAAAGAAAUGCGGUGAGGCGCUCUGGCUACGAGGAGAGGGCAAGAAGGGGACACUUCUUCCAUGAAUCACCAGCUCCGUCUAGGCUUCGCUGGAUGCCUAAAUACACCUUCCAUCCUCCGAGCGAUGCACAAGACAAUGGCGUUUCCGAAUGGUUGCAUGAUUCUCACCAAAUAGCUGAAGGAGAUGGUGGAGUGGAUCUGCAGGGUGGAGAAGACAAUGUAAGCUUUAGUUUCGUAGAUGAAAACCUGAUGAUAUGGAAUGAAAAAGAGUGGGAAUAUCAGCAGCCCAUCCCAGCACCACAUCGCCUUGGCCAGCAACAGGGCGGUAGGGGCCAUGGCUGGUACCAGGGGAGCGGCCGUGACACAGAUGGUGACAGUCAAAGGGGAAGAGGCAGACACUCAGAGUACCACUUCGUGGAGCCGGUAAGAUAUCGUCAUGCUGCACCUGACAUCCAGUGGAACCUCGGUGGUGCUGACAAUUAUCGGCCGCUGGUCUCUCCAAGUGCAGGAGUGCACAUGCAGCGCAGAUACUACAUUUAA
Molecule: messenger RNA, 3756 nt
Organism: Lolium rigidum
Lineage: Eukaryota; Viridiplantae; Streptophyta; Magnoliopsida; Poales; Poaceae
Exons: 7
Coding region: 1-3756 (1251 amino acids)
Biological process (GO): epigenetic regulation of gene expression
Source: RefSeq, a predicted model, not a curated record